AUGGAGAGGCUUGAUUGCAUGGAAAGGAAGCUGCUUAGACUGCUGCUUGGCUAUUUUUGGCCUAAGAUGUGCCACAAUGAAAAGCUUUACGCGGACAUCGAUGUGGUGUAUAGGUGGGAAACACGUGGAAGAUAUCAACAUCUUGCACCGCCACCGAAGGUCUCUACAGAAAAUCGUCUUCACCUCUUAGGUAAUGUGUUGAGGGGACCAGCAGAUCGCCUUCUUCAACGAGUUUGUCGGAUUCAAGCUGGAGGAGGCCAAAUGCCCGUAAACGGAAGUUCUGGGUUAAGGUGA
Molecule: messenger RNA, 294 nt
Organism: Necator americanus (New World hookworm)
Lineage: Eukaryota; Metazoa; Nematoda; Chromadorea; Rhabditida; Ancylostomatidae
Exons: 1
Coding region: 1-294 (97 amino acids)
Source: RefSeq, a predicted model, not a curated record